AUGAAACGAGUUCUAGUGCCCUUUGCUUUGACUCUCUCCCUGCCUCUCAUUUCAUCCUAUCAAAUAUAUCGGAAUCCACAACGAACAGAUGUUUUAACUGAAAAUUUUAUAAAACAAUUUAAUGAUCAAUCAGAACAAUUCAAUCACACACAAAUCGAGUCCAUUAAAAAUUUUAAUCAAAAUGAUAUUGAACGUAAGCAAGGUGGAGGUUCGGGACAUGCCAAUGUGUCUUUUGUGGUAUCUACAUCAUCUCCAAAUAAGAAACAAGAGUUAAAUAUUUCUUUUGGAGCCACUUUAACACACUUUAUUUGGAUGUAUAAUCAUGUAAAAAUUAAUUCAAAUGACAAUUCUGAAAUUAAGGAAAUUAAUGUGAAAAAUUUUAAGCCUUUUGAUGAUACUUUCCAUUCAUCGAAUGGAUAUUAUGCUCAUCAAUUAUGCUGCUUAAUUCCAGUUUUACAUUUCACUUGGAUUUUAGGAAAAGUUUUUAUAAAGAAAUAA
Molecule: messenger RNA, 498 nt
Organism: Naegleria lovaniensis
Lineage: Eukaryota; Heterolobosea; Eutetramitea; Acrasida; Naegleriidae
Exons: 1
Coding region: 1-498 (165 amino acids)
Source: RefSeq, a predicted model, not a curated record